Oncorhynchus nerka (sockeye salmon) is the source of this 5319-nucleotide messenger RNA. RefSeq names its product AP-1 complex-associated regulatory protein-like. The coding region runs from base 332 to 1258 and encodes 308 amino acids. Lineage: Eukaryota; Metazoa; Chordata; Actinopteri; Salmoniformes; Salmonidae. Gene Ontology annotation, molecular function: kinesin binding; AP-1 adaptor complex binding. Gene Ontology annotation, biological process: regulation of Arp2/3 complex-mediated actin nucleation; negative regulation of substrate adhesion-dependent cell spreading; negative regulation of cell motility. The record is from RefSeq and is a predicted model, not a curated record. The transcript has 10 exons. Gene Ontology annotation, cellular component: endosome.
CAUGAGUCACGUGCGAGGAAGAGGAAAUAUUGAAUGAGAAUUCUGAAAGCCACAGCUGUCGCCAUCUAGCCACAUUUUUUUUCCUGAUGAACAUUGAUGUUGCAACAAGCGUCUGUACAUAUGCGUCUUUAAAGUCCAUACUUUGAUCGCUCAUUAGCUGUCAUGUCACCCUGUAAUUGUAUGAGCUAGCUACUAGCUAAUACAUGUGCCUAACGGCGACGGGUCGAAGAGCGUACACCUGUGCUAGCUAUCCAUUAAUUUGUGAAAAUAUCCAGUACGCCAGUAGCUUGUUAGCACCCAACCCAAGGAAGGUAUAUCUUGACAGAAUGCGAUGGGAAACUGUUGGACUUAUUGUUCUGGAAUCUUCAGAAGAGAAGCAAACAUUAUACAACGAGGAGGCGGGUCCAAAUACUUUAGAAGCAGUACAACUGGGGAACAUUACACAAUAGAGUUUGAAAACCUUGUUGAGAGUGAUGAGGCAGAGAGCCCACAAAGCUGUCCCAGGCCUAUCAGUGAAGAUGAGAUCAUCCACCUCAAAGAGCACCGGUAUACUGCAAUUUCUGAUCAGCAGAACUUGAUAGACGAGAAGUUGCAAGCAGAGUUAUUAGCACAAGAGGAGAAGUUAAGGCUAGAAGAGGAGGCUAGAAAUGCUGCCCAGCGUGAGGCCGCCAGGCUGGCACGCGAGCGAAAGCUAAAGGAGCAACAGCUUGCACAAUGGAAAAAAAGCAAGGCAGAAGUCCAAGGUGGCGCAGCCCAUCCAAGAACGCAUGGCUCAGGUGAAGACUUUGAUGUCUACCUACAGCAUGUGAAAGUCAUGUCAGAAGCCUUCAGGAGCAGCAGGCUGUCCUCUGAGACUAAUGUGAUCACUCCCAACACGGAGAGCAGCUGGGACUUCAACACCAAGACCCGCUCCACCAACGAUGACGGAACCUCACUGGACCUGGAGUGGGAGGACGAGGAAGGGAUGAACCAGGUGGUCCCAGCGUGGGAGAGGUCUAAAACCGAGGAGGACAUACUCCGAGCGGCACUCCGGCCGGGCAUGAAGCAGACGACCAGCGGUACGGCCUCCGCCUCUGAGGACUCCAACGCCCUGGAGUGGGAGAAUGACUUUGUAAGCGCUCACGGCGAGGAUUAUGCUGAGGAGAAUGCAGAGGACUCUGAAUACGAGUGCUUUGUCAACCCCGUCAUGGAUAUGCACACCCCAUCUGAGGAAACACCACCGGUAGAGAUAACUGCACCGGAGACUGAGAAGAGAUAGUCCCCAUCGCCUGGGGAUCCAGAGUCAAAUCCUAAUGUUAGACCACAUUGUGAAUGUUUGAUUAUACACCUCAUCAACUUCAAAUGUGUUUGUUUGUCCUCAUUGGCUGGUGGACCAGUUUUUAUUUGACAAUCUUCUCUUGUGUUAAUUAAGCCUUAUUUGGCAACGUUUUCAUGUCAUCCAGUGCAUUAUUGAAUCAAGUGCAAUUUCCAGAUCUAGUUUGGUGUGAUAGUGAUUGGGUUUUUAUUUGUGAGAGGGCUAUAGUGUUUUCACAGUUAGAAUGAACUGAAAACAACAUAGGGACACAUAAAAUAAAAGCAACAACAACCUAUCAGUGCCUGAAUCACUAGGAAAUAAAACUCUCAUAAACUGUUAACCAGGUCAUAGGACAGUUAGCUGAUGAGGAUUUUGUCCGUUAGCAAAGUGAAUAUUUUAGCUUGCCAGUUGUCUGGUAUGGAACAUGUAGGGAACCCCUAAUGGACUGGAGUAUAUCAUGUGUAUAUCAUGUGUAUAUCAUGUAGCAACUUGUCUGUACACUCCAUGUGUUUUUAAUCGAAAAAAUGCAAGUGCUAAGAUUUGCGAUUUUGUUUAUCCUCUCAGUUCCAAUUAACAAGUGACUCAUCAUGGACACACAGUACUACAUUUUGUUAUUUGUUAGUUUGAAACUAAAUGUGUCAGUCAAAUGCUGCUCAAGUUAUGGACAGGUUUGUGUGUCCAACAUUUUUAUUUGUAUUAUAUACAGUGAAGGUUGGUUACAUCACAUUUGUAGAAUUCCUUAGUCCCCUAUGUACACAUUUAAAUCUUACAGCGUCAGACUUUUCUAUUCUUUUUUUUUAAGGUUUAGGAUUGAUUUGUCAAGGUGAGCAGCUCGUGAAUUGUUUAUUUUACGCUCAAGACCAGCCGAUUACAAGAGAACAUGGCUAAACGAACAUCUGUCUCCAGCACUGCUCCUUCCAAUGGCACUGCGUACAACUUGGGCUCCAACUCUUCAAUCUCACCUUUUAUUUCUGAUUUAGCACAAUCGGACAUUUUUCAAGACCUUUUAAGAAUGUAACCCUGAUCACUGGAAGUGGACAUGGUUGUAUUUGAUUGAAAUGGUUGAUGUGAAGACAGGAAUAACGAGGAACUGUUUGGAGACUACAGUAUGCUCUAGGAGGUUCCUAGAAAUGGACCAAUACGUGUAUAUAUCAUUUCUUUGUGUGCACUAGUAAAUUAGUUUUUGUCUUCCCUCACUGCAAAAGGGGACCCUCUCACUACACCCUUAUAAUGUGGAGAUGAUGUGCCUACUUUGGAGGCUUUUGCUUUAUUGUACAGAAUACUGUCUCACCUUGAUUUUGCAAUUGUUGUGACGUUUGUGACAACAGCGAUUGUCCCCCGUAGUGCAGCCCUACUGUACCUGGGGAAUCCAAGGCGCCACCAUUUAGGUUGUUUCACCCUAUUGAGAGGGAAUUUAACUUUCCUUUGUUUGUACUGCCUGUAGCUUUACCAUCCUAGAAACACAAGCCAUUUGAUUUGAGCAAUUAAAGUGUCAUCAUAAUUGGGGUGAAGAAUUACCACAGCUGCACCAUUGGCCCAACUCCAAAUCGGACCUCCUAUUUGUCUGGCAUCAAACUCAAUUCACAAUAUUUUGUCCACAGAAAGUGUUCAGACUGUAAUAAUUGGAGGGAUUGUAAUUGCAGUUUAUCUAUGCACUGUUUGAUUUACGUGAACUGGUGGGUCCAAUCAAUGAUUGGUUUAUAGUAUGUGUUUGUAGUGUUUUCUAAGGAUACUGUCCUUUUUUUAACGUAAGUUAGCAUGGUGAUAAGGGUUGGACACCGUACAUUAUGGGUGCAAUCGCAAGGAUGGAUUAAAUUGCCGUGUGCUUAUUUCAUAUCAUUCCACUCUUUAGAAAUAUAUGUGUUACUGAGAAUAAUGUAAAGGGAUUUCUGAAGUGAACCCAUUUUAUUUGGCUACUUUUGAGUCAUAGCACAUAUUAUGACAAUUUACACUUUUCAAUUAACCUGCUGAUAAAGGACCUGAAUCCUAAUUUGAGAUCCAAGCAUGUUUUACACAGAUUGGACACACAACUCUCAUUGAUAUCAAUGUUUUUGUUUCAUUGUUCACAGGUUAGGAUUACACCCAUAGUCAUGAGCCUUUAAUUAUUUGAAUACUAUUGCAAACAGGAUGUAUCAACACCUGUGCCAUUCUGUCAAUACCGUAUGACAUUUUUGUUCAAUUUGACUGCAACUAAAAUAAAUCCUACAGACCUUAAUCUGUGAUAAUAUAAGGUAAUGUGGAAAAAUGCACAAUGCUGUAUAAACAGUGUAGUUUUAGUGUAUUGUAUAAUUGUUAUUUUUAUUUACAUGUUUGUCUUUUACCAAACUAUCUAAAUAUCAAUUUCUGAUGCAAUGUAAUACAGAACACAAAAGAAGUAUGGGUGGUGAAAUCUCCAGCAGGUGGCAGUAUUGCUACAUGCAUUCUUUGAGAUUAAGUAUAAGAAUGUAUAUAGUAAGUAACCUGAAUUACAGUGCCUGAUUGAAAGACAACUGUAGUCCAUGGAACAACAACAUCCCAGUUACUCACUCUACAAAAUGUCCCAAGUGGCUAGAAGGAAGCUAUUACUUAUUGCUGUUUGGCAACCAGAUACUGUACAUGUCAGACAAAAUACUGUACCCCAGCAAAUCUUGUAGCUGGAUGGAAUUUUGAGCACUAUCUUCCAGUCAGAACAUUAUGAGAUAAAAUGGUGUGUGUUUUACCCAGUGUGUUAAGGGAACACCUUUCCUCGGACAAAAUGUUGUUUCCUAACCUCCACCAUGGAAGUGUGAAGGUGAGGAAAAUCAAGACAAACGGCAGACUAGCCUUGCACCCGAAAACCUAGUUUCCCUCAAAGGAUUGUGGGAGUUGGCAGGAGAUAAAUGAAAGGAGAGAACAGCUCAGACAAUAAGAGCUCUGCCUUACUGAAUUACUUUGAAAGCUUCCUUUUCCUGGAUAACAAAAGUACUGUACUGUUACAGUAAAUGCUUUACCUUCUUGAACUGUUAAUGAUCAUUAAGAGAUUGUUCUUUAUUUUAAAUGUCAUCUAAAAAUAGCAAUACAGUUUCUAGUAGAACAUUUUCUUUCUGGCCAACAGCAGAUGUGACUCUUAUUGUAAAGUCACGUAUUGAAUCCAUACAGCAACAGCAGUUUUUUUCUUACUCUUUCAAUUUUUUUUGUGACCCUUCAAGGUGCCGCAUAUGGGACAAAAAUGGCAUACACCUUUUGAUUGUUACCCAUGUUACACUAUUUGGAGCCUUUUUUAAAUCAAUACAAAAGUUGAAGACUAUCAUUCCUGAAAUGUCAUAGGUGACGUAAAAACGUCUUAGGGAUAGCCUCCUUUUUUCCAAUUUUCGUCUCAAUGACAUAUCCAAAUCUAACUGCCUGUAGCUCAGGCCCUGAAGCAAGGAUAUGCAUAUUUCUUGGUACCAUUUGAAAGAAAACACUUUGUUUGUGGAAAUGUGAAUUGAAUUUAGGAGAAUAUAACAAUAGAUCUGGUAGAAGAAAAUACAAAGAAAAAAACUAUAGUUUUUUUCUAUCACCAUCUUUAAUGUUUAAGAGAAAGGUCACAGUUCAAGGCAUCACUCUGGUUGUAAUUCCGAUAGAUUCCACAAGACGGCAGUCUUGUGCAAAGUUUCCGAUGGAUAACUUGAAGUAUGAGUGAACUACAAGACUUUUAGUGUGGAGUCCCCAGGUACAUUUGUGCAAAUCGUGGGAGACAUUCACAUUCACAUUACAUUUUUCUGUAAGAAUAUCGUCAAAUCUGUAUAAUUGGACUUUGAUUUAUUAGUAGCCAUAUUAUAAGUUCAACAUUUGCAAAACAACCAGUUUUCAUAACUGAAUAUCCUUAAAAAUGUUGUCCAAAAUGUAAAGGCAUUAUGUCGUACAAGGUUAGUUUUACGACAUAUACAUGGUUUCCGGAUACUAAGCUGUAAUCGCUGCCAAAGGUGAUUCUAACAUGUACUGAAUUUACUCAGGGGUGUGAAAACUUAUGUAAAUGAGAUAUUUCUGUAUUUCAUUUUCAAUAAAUAUGCUGGUUAUGUUGGUUA